AUGGCUGCUACAGACGAUGAUUUGAGUGAAUUUGAGAAAGACGCGCUUAUUUCUAAUAUGAUGAAGGAGAAAGCUAAAAUUACCUGUGAUUCGGCCGUGAAAGGUUGGUAGCUUUGUCGAUAAGAAACAUAGUAAAAUAGGUUCGGUCAUAUUCCAUAAAGAAAGACAGACCUGCCAACCCGCAAACUGAGGCAAAAAAUGGGCUCAUGCUCGGUGUAAAAACCUGUGAAACUCACGAGUGACGUGAAACAAUGAACACAAAGAGGCCAAUGAGAAGACAACACAAUAGAGCCAAGGAAAGUAAUAGCUAGAAAACAAAGAAAACUUCAAGGGUUUUUACACCGAGGUAAACCCCCAAAAAUGUGAGAUUAUCCUGAGCCUGGAGCUGGGAAAAGUAGUGAGAAAAAGGUAAAACGUUGUGAGAUGUUGAAGGACCUCCAGUUGGGAUCACCUAUCACUUUGAUGCGAGAGCUGUAAACAUCAGGUCAAGAUCAAUAAAUUUACGAUUAAGGUUUUGUAAUUUCUAUGUUUUGUUGGUGGCCAUCUUGAAACAAGAGAUUUAGGUCUGCACAUUUGGUGGCAGUGGCAAGUUGUGGUAGGCUAAGAUAAUCUAAUCAAAUGUGACCACUAGCAUUUUCUUUGGAUUGAGCUGGCUAUCUAUUGAUAUCUGACUAGGAAACGAACCCUUCAACUCCAAAAUAUUUUUAGAGUUUGACCUUAAGAGAAACUGUAGGAAAUCAUUUGCCAACUCGUGAGAGCGUGAGAUAUAGCUCGUGAAAUCAAAAGACUCAAGACAAAGUCAUGAGACUUGUUAAGUCUGGAAAGACAUGAAGCUUGCUGUAUAAAAGACCGUUCCAUAUAAUAUCCUCACCCACCCCUGGCCCUAACCCCCCUGGAGGUACAAUUGAAUUCUACCGUAAGAAAAAAAGAGGAAUUUUACCCAUCAAAGUGCCGACACAUUUGUUUAUUUAGAGAGGGAAGUAUUAUUGGUCAAAGAUACUGAUGAAAUUACCCUUUUGGAAAACCCACAUAAUUCUUCAUGAGUAUGAGUCUAAACCUAUAUUUUAUGGAAGCCUUCAGGGGUUAAUGCAAUUUUAUUUAAUAGUCAGGGAUAAGAAGAAAAGGUAAUUCCUCAACAGGGGGGUGAGGUAUGGAUAUUAAAUGUAAUAGCCCUACGACUCUUGAAUCGAUCUUGAAAACCUCCUCGCUUCCUUCUAGGAGUUCCCUGUACCUGAGAAAUCUGACAUUAAUUUUAAAGUGUAUAUAAAAAUAAUGUACUUGUCACGUUCAUGAUAUAUUUGCUUGUUGUCAUUUUUUUUCUAGCCUUUACAAAAUGUGCACAUCAGCGAACAUUUUCUUUAGCAUGGGCGUGUCGCAAAGAACACAAGGCCAUGAAGGACUGCAUGGAAAAAUUGUAAGAAGUAUACGUAAUAACUAGUCUUUUUGGACUGAACACCUUUCAAAGACUACAUUUUGUAUUAGUUGGUUGUGUGUGCUUCAGUGUACAGUUCUGGUCUUGUUUACAAAUUUUGUGGCACACUAAUUGGUAAAACGUUGAUCCCAUCCCCAUACGCUUGCCGAGAACUGCUUGCAGUUCCCAGCCAACAGCUACGACAUGGGUACAGUGGAGCUUGCACUUAAAGGAGUGCUUUGCACUCGCCUCGGCAGUAAAGGCAGGGUCUGUGAUCAUUAGUGAGACCGUGCUGGCUAUGCCAUGCUGAUGAGUCCUAACAAGGAUGAAACAGCUGUCCAUGGCUGCCACUGCCGAGGUGAUAUGGUUGUGCACAUGAGUAAGGUACUGGCCAUACUGCAGAGUUGGCAGUGUGUGCUUCAGUGUAUAGUUGUGUAGUCCUAGCAAUCCUCUUUUUGAAAAUCUAAUUCCAUAAUGUUAGUUUAAAAAAUAAAAUAAGUCUGUCUGUAAAAUGAAAUGAAUCGGGGUCGUGAAAUAGGGUCUCUUGUCUUAAUCCUUUAAACCCUAAGAUCAAAAUUUGAAUUCUCAUUUGUCGCCCUAUUCAUUUCCUAAAGAGGUAGUAGGGAGAAGUUGAUAAAAUAUCAAGCAAAUUUAUCUUGUGUGUCUGUAAUUCUCAUGACCACUCUGUUUUACAAAGCAUUGAUAUUACAAGGAGAAAUUUGAUGCUGAUCUCUCUCUCUCUUAGGGCUUAAUGGGUUAAACAAGGUAGUGAAAUGAAUAAUUUUGUCUAAAAGGGUCAGGGUUUAAAGGCAGCACUAGCCUGCAUGGCAGGUGUUAAAAGGGGAAAUUUGGGCGCACGAGAGUGCGCCUGGAGAGCCUGGAGAGGGAGAAAGGAAAAGAUUGCCUUUCCUUUCUCUAUCUCCAGGCUUUCCCUCUCCCUUUCUCCAGGCUAUGGCAGCACCCUCUACCCAAACUUCCUAUGAGUCUUGGUCCAUGCCAAGACCCCGUCAUUGGACUGGAUCCAUCUUCAUCAAGUGAUGAGAAU
Molecule: messenger RNA, 2456 nt
Organism: Porites evermanni
Lineage: Eukaryota; Metazoa; Cnidaria; Anthozoa; Scleractinia; Poritidae
Source: the annotation of a GenBank genome assembly